Messenger RNA from Rhododendron vialii, 797 nucleotides. RefSeq lists its product as uncharacterized. Bases 115 to 456 code for a protein of 113 amino acids. The transcript has 2 exons. The record is from RefSeq and is a predicted model, not a curated record. Lineage: Eukaryota; Viridiplantae; Streptophyta; Magnoliopsida; Ericales; Ericaceae.
AUUACAAAUCCUUCCUUCCUCUUCUCCGGUCUUUGGCUGGCAAACAGGGAAGCCGGAUUAGAGGCGACUCUGGAUUACAUAUCCACCUGCGGGGUGGAUGCGGGCGGAUUACUAAUGACAGGGGUACCCCCCAUCAUUGGUUAUGUGGCAUUGUUGAAAGACCAGGUUGCCCUUUCGUUUCCUAUUCCUCGCGCCUUUUGCUCACUUUUCUUCGUCCCACAAACCAAAUCGAAAAGAAGAGAGAGAAGAGAGGAGGAGGUCGCCGAUUAUUACUCUAGUGACUCCCCCGCCGUACAUCGACGGUUCCAGCUCUCUACCUCGUCUUCCUCUUUUUUCCUUAGGUUUCUAGCUGGUUUUGUUGGAAGUUUUGCUGCUGGGUUUUGGUUGGUUUUAUUUCUGGUUUUGGUGAAUGGCUAUGAUGAUAUUACAAAUUCGAAGGCGAAACACUCAUCUUGACGGGACAACUUAUGAGGGCCAAUGGUUCAUCACCAUUCGGCAACAUAAAUUGUACCCAAAUGAGUGUCCAAUGUGUCGCUUAAGCAAAUAUCUAAGCCAAAGAAAUCAAGCAUUGAUGCCAUGGAGAGGUUUCAAUUUCAUGAAAAUGAAGACCUUAGAAUCAAUUCAUGGGCUUGCUGAUUUCAAUUGUAGUUCAAAUCAAUUGCUGGGCUUGCUAAUUUCAGGAUUCAUAGUGGAUGAGGAAAACUGGAAAAGUUUAAGUCUUGUAUAAUUGAAUGUAAUCGUAUCAGCUAUAACUUGUUGAUUAUGUACACUGUCAUGCAAUUUUGCAUUGUAAUAAA